AUGGCGACCGCCGACGAGCGCGAGCUCCAGAUCAACCCCAUCGUCGCGACCAGCCUGCAGCACAACACACAGGUCACUUCCAACAUCCGCAACCUGACCGCCUCUCUUUUUGGCGUUGCCGCCGGUACCCUUGGCCUCGAAUCCUAUCCGGGCUUCGUCUUCUACCUCGUCGCCUCGCUCGCCGUCUCCGUGCUGUUGUUUGCCCUCAAGGCCGAGGGCCAGCCGGGGAAGUACUACUACAAGCCGCUGGGAGACAUGUGGCUGGGCGAUGUGUUUGGGGGCUUGAGCGGCUUCGUGCUCACCUGGACGCUGUUCUACGGGCUGCUGAGAGCCUGA
Molecule: messenger RNA, 336 nt
Organism: Boeremia exigua
Lineage: Eukaryota; Fungi; Ascomycota; Dothideomycetes; Pleosporales; Didymellaceae
Product: Rab5-interacting protein-domain-containing protein
Exons: 2
Coding region: 1-336 (111 amino acids)
Biological process (GO): autophagosome assembly; protein folding in endoplasmic reticulum
Cellular component (GO): endoplasmic reticulum; EMC complex; membrane
Source: RefSeq, a predicted model, not a curated record